Molecule: messenger RNA, 2481 nt
Organism: Rhineura floridana
Lineage: Eukaryota; Metazoa; Chordata; Lepidosauria; Squamata; Rhineuridae
Gene: USP3
Product: ubiquitin specific peptidase 3
Exons: 17
Coding region: 54-2030 (658 amino acids)
Biological process (GO): protein deubiquitination
Cellular component (GO): cytoplasm
Molecular function (GO): cysteine-type deubiquitinase activity; zinc ion binding
Source: RefSeq, a predicted model, not a curated record
GUGCAGCCGCCGGCCUGGCCUCCUCUCGGCUUCAUCGCCCUACCUGCGGAGCGAUGGGCCACCAGGGCUUGGGCCGCGGCAGCUGCCUGAGGAAGAAGCCCAGGCCUGCCUUCAGGCGCCGCCACAAUCUCUGCCUGUGCUCGCUCAGGGGAGUCGCCAAGGCAAACGCCCGCCCGUCGCCGGCCGCUAAACAGCCGCUGGCUCCUGCGUUGUCUUUAGUCAGCCAGAAAUGGAGCAGAUCUGCAUUGGAACGAUAUGUGUUGGGGUCGAGAGAUGAUGAAAGGAGAAUUAGAUCAAAUAGAAGAGGUCGUAAUCACACUAUGAAUCACAAAGGUGGCAAUGUUGGCAAGGGGGUCUUGAGGAAAACAUACCCGCACUCAGUCUGUCAUGUGCUGGAUCUUGACAAAACAGGUUCCCUGAUACUGGAUGGCCCUCCAGAAGUGGCGGUGCUGAUGUGGCAGGAGCCUCAGGACCAGCUAUCGAGCACUCUUCACCUCAUUUCCCUGACCACACCCAGUGUCCCAUCCAGAGCCGAGGAACACAGGCGCACAUGGUUCAUGUGCCGAUCUAAUAAAAGUCCUUGGAUCUGCCUGACUUGCUCAGCUGUCCACUGUGGAAGAUACGUAAAUGGCCAUGCAAAGAAGCAUUAUGAAGAGGCCCAGGUUUCUUUAACUAACCACAAAAAAGCAGAAAAGCAAGAGAAAAUUCAACACACGGUGUGCAUGGACUGCAGUACUUACAGUACAUUCUGUUAUCGCUGUGAUGACUUUGUAGUGAAUGAUACCAAGCUGAGCCUGGUACAGAAAGUCCGAGAACACCUCCAAAAUUUGGAAAAUUCAGCUUUUACAGCAGACCGACAUAGGAAAAGAAAACUUCUGGAAAAUUCCUCCCUAAACAGCAAAUUGUUAAAAAUAAAUGGGAGCACUGCAGUCCUGUGUGCUACAGGACUUCGGAACCUGGGUAACACGUGUUUCAUGAAUGCAAUUCUUCAGUCACUCAGUAACAUUCAGCAGUUCUGUUGCUACUUUAAAGAAUUGCCUGCAGUGGAGCUUCGGAAUGGAAAGACUGCAGGCCGGCGAACUUACCAUACCCGGAGCCAAGGGGAUAACAGCAUUUCAUUGGUAGAAGAGUUUCGGAAGACUCUGUGUGCUCUGUGGCAAGGGAGCCAAACAGCGUUCAGCCCUGAACCAUUGUUUUAUGUCGUUUGGAAAAUCAUGCCAAAUUUUAGGGGGUACCAGCAGCAAGAUGCCCAUGAAUUCAUGCGUUACCUUUUGGACCAUCUGCACUUGGAACUCCAAGGAGGAUUCAGUGGUGUUUCCUGCUCAGUCAUCUUGCAAGAGAAUUCUGGUCUUUCUGGUGCCAGUAGAUGCUGCAUAAACGGGACAUCUACAGUUGUCACCGCCAUCUUUGGAGGCAUUCUUCAGAAUGAAGUCAACUGCUUGAUAUGUGGGACUGAAUCCAGAAAGUUCGACCCAUUCCUAGACCUUUCGCUAGAUAUUCCAAGUCAGUUCCGAAAUAAACGUUGUAAGAACCAAGAAAAUGGGCCAAUGUGUACAUUACGGGAUUGUCUCCGCAGUUUUACAGACCUGGAAGAACUUGAUGAAACAGAACUCUACAUGUGCCACAAAUGUAAAAAGAAGCAGAAGUCCACAAAGAAAUUCUGGAUUCAGAAACUACCAAAGGUGCUAUGCUUACAUUUGAAACGCUUCCACUGGACAGCUUAUCUGAGGAACAAAGUGGACACGUAUGUGGAGUUUCCCCUGAGAGGCCUAGACAUGAAGUGUUACUUGCUAGAGCCUGAAAAUAGUGGUCCAGACAGUUGCCUGUAUGACCUUGCGGCUGUGGUUGUGCAUCAUGGUUCAGGGGUUGGCUCUGGACAUUAUACAGCCUACGCAGCUCAUGAAGGCCGAUGGUUCCAUUUCAAUGACAGCACAGUGACGCUGACUGACGAGGAGACGGUGGGGAAAGCCAAGGCCUACAUCCUCUUCUAUGUAGAGCGGCAGGCCAAAUCCACGCCUGAUAAACUUUAAUACCUUUUCUCACCCUUUGCAUAUCAAGUCUAACGGACAAAACAUUUCCAAUCCUCCACAGAUACUUGAUCCAAGACUCUUGAUUUCAUUGUGCACUUUUCAAAUUUUUUCUUGUGGGUUCUGGUUUUACUUGUCAGUAGUAGCAUUUGAUUUGUUAAAAAAUGGACACAAGCUAACUUUUGUUAGUUACACCAGAAAAAAAUGGAUUUGCUGCUUUAACUCGGUUUUUAUAUAUAGUUUCAAGAGCUACUCUAGUUGUUUGACUUUUGUCUAUCAGUGUUGGAGUUUGCUUUCUAAAGGCGCAUUUACAUCAAAGAAACUUGAAUCCUUGUAAUAAGCACAUUUGUAUACCCAAUUAUGAAAUAGUCUCUGGUAGCUUUUUCAGUUACUACGUGAGGCUUCUUCCUCUUAAGAUCAAGGACUUGUACCAAAUACUUUACAUGUGGACAGA